CAGAUUUGUGCGGGAAAUAUCAUUAAAAUAUGGUUGAACAGCCUCUCAUAGUCAGAUAUAUUGAAACAGAAUUAAAAGACCCCCUUGGUCUUGAAUACAACCGUUGUAAUGUACGCGCAAAGACGAUUUGUCCGCGGAAAGCUAAAAUGGGAAUGACAGACAGUGGAGACGGGGCAUGUUGAAAUGAUAAGAUUCAGGAAUGAGUGACACUAACAGGAUGGAAAAAAUACUCUAAAAACGAACAAUGCAGAAGACUUCUGAGAUGCACGACGAGAGCACCGACUACGCGUCUGGAAGUCUGCCGUUAAGUGAUUACAACACGAGCUUCACGGCGAACAGGACUAAUAUCUCGUGGAGUGACUUUCAGGAUCUCGCAGAUUUGGAUAAACCCGAUUUUAUGGGAGACGGAUCCGCGGUCCUGAGGAUCAUCAUCUCUGUCAUAUACUCGGUUGUGUGCGCGCUGGGUUUAAUCGGGAACAUCCUCGUCCUGUAUCUCAUGAAGUCCAAACAAGCAUGGAAGAAGUCUUCUAUCAACUUUUUCGUGACCAGUUUGGCGGUCACAGACUUUCAGUUUGUGUUGACGCUUCCCUUUUGGGCUGUGGAGAACGCCAUGGAUUUCACUUGGCUGUUUGGGAAGGCGAUGUGUAAGAUAGUUUCUUAUGUCACGGCUACGAACAUGUACGCCAGCGUGUUUUUCCUCACGGCUAUGAGCGUCGCGAGAUACUGCUCCGUGGCUUCGGCGUUAAAAAGUAGGAGACGCCGGUUGCGUUUUCCCGCGCAGUGGAUGACUGUAGUCAUUUGGAUUGCAGCGGUCGGUGCCGCUCUGCCGAACGCGAUAUUUUCAACGACCGCCACGGUUUCCAACGAAGAACUGUGCCUGGUGAAAUUUCCCGACCGGAGUGGGGAUGCGCAAUUUUGGCUGGGUUUAUAUCACGCGCAAAAAGUACUUCUGGGGUUCCUCAUUCCGUUCGGAAUAAUCACGGUCUGUUACCUGCUUCUCCUGCGCUUCAUAACGAACAAAAACGUGAACACCACCAGCGCUAAGAGGCGAUCUAAAGUGACUAAAUCUGUGACUAUCGUCGUUCUGUCUUUUUUCCUGUGCUGGCUGCCGAACCAGGCGUUAACAGCGUGGGGAAUCUUAAUAAAACUCAAUGUAGUGCACUUCAGUUACGAGUAUUACACCACGCAAGUGUACAUUUUUCCAGUCACAGUGUGUUUGGCACAUUCAAACAGUUGUCUCAAUCCCAUUCUGUAUUGUUUGAUGAGAAGGGAAUUCAGAAAAGCGUUGAAGAAGCUGUUUUGGCAAAUCACUUCGCCCUCUGUGACGAACAUGAGACCGUUUACCGCCUCCACGAAGCCCGAGCAAGAUGAACACGGUCCCGCGCUCGUUCCGAUCAGUCCCGCUGAGCCCGCGCUUAUUUUUUAUCCUCCAGGGGCUGUCAUGUAUAAUGGCAGAAACGACCUUCUGCCUAACAGCACAUAAGGAGUUGUUGAUGAUAAUGAGACAUUUUUCAGACUCACACAAACUGGCUAAUAAUUCAUUAUUAUAAUUUUUUCUCAGCCAACAGAAAAAAAAAAAAAAAAAAAAACAA
Messenger RNA from Carassius gibelio (silver crucian carp), 1592 nucleotides. Its product is annotated as relaxin-3 receptor 1. The record is from RefSeq and is a predicted model, not a curated record. The coding region runs from base 245 to 1483 and encodes 412 amino acids. NCBI's taxonomy places the organism in Eukaryota, Metazoa, Chordata, Actinopteri, Cypriniformes, Cyprinidae. Gene Ontology annotation, biological process: immune response; G protein-coupled receptor signaling pathway. The transcript has a single exon. Gene Ontology annotation, molecular function: G protein-coupled receptor activity. Gene Ontology annotation, cellular component: membrane.